ACUCACAGAUACACACAACCACUCCACCACGGCCGGCCACAUGCACAGGCAGCUCGAUACGGUUAUUGGGAAAGGACAACGCCUACGUGAUUAGUAAAUGACAUGGACAAUUGACCAUAAAUGGGAGUCAGAUGGCAGGCGUUUGGUUAAUCCGAUUUUAAAUGGGAGUCAGACGGCGGGCGUUUGGUCAAUCCGAUUUUUUGCUUCGCAGAAAGUCCAGGAAGUCACAGUUAGCUAUUACUCAGUGUCACAUGCUAUUUAUUUGAAAACUGAUAACUGAUAAAUGGAUUUACAGGUCAAGAUAAAAGUCGCAACUCUGAAGAACCUCCCUUACGAUGAGUGCUGAUGCCGAAGGAACUGACCCUGAAGAUGAAUUCUAUCUCGUCUUUGCUAAUUCUCGAAUAGCGUCCGAACAAAGCCUCAAUAGUAAUAGUGAAAUGUCAGAAUACGAGCGUGAGUUUCUUGCCCAUGUGACAUCAGAGGAGGCAACGCUGCCGAUUGCCGUACAGGAGACAAUGCAUGCGAUGCAGGCAUUGCACCAGGCCUAUGAUGCCAAGACAAUACAGGAUGCCAUGACAGAACUGGCUGAGCUUGCAGACAAUGAGGAUGCCCUUCAUUUGAUGGAGGAUCAAAGGGUCCAUGAAGAUAUUCUGGAGGGAAUGAAAUGUCUCUUGUCCUUCUUAAUUGACCAAAAGAUUCCAGGGGAGAAUAAAGAUGACAACUGUAAAUCAUUUUGGCUGCAGUCAUUUCAGGUUGGCUGUGCUCUGCUUUCCAAACUUGUACAGCUGAGUAAAAGACUCGGCAAGUCUGUUGUCAAAAGUGAAGCUCCAACGUUGAUCAUGAAGACAAUGUACUGUCAUCCCCAUGAAUUAGCAGUCCAGAUUACUGGCUUGGAGACUCUUGGAAACUUCGCCAGCUCAGAUCUUGGCGGCAAGGUGCUCCUUUCUCUUGACCAUGAUGUCCUUGGUCAUGUGAUUGUUACCAUGACAACCUAUCAGGAUAAUGCCGACAUCCAGAAAACAUGUUGCCAUACACUCGCACAGCUACUUUCUGCAGACGAUGUUGAGAAGAGCAAGUUGCUGAAAAAUAAAGAAUAUGAUCUCAUCAUCCAGGCAUUGAAGAAACACCUCAAGAAGUCUGAGGUUGUCAUAGAGGUGUGUCAUGUCAUUAGGUUGCUGUGUGUUACAGCUUCCGAUAAGAGUCCCUUCGUGAAUGAUGAACUACAUCAGCUGGUGGUCAAGUCGAUGAAAGUCAAUCACUUCUCAAGUGACACUAAACUUUGGGCAGCUGGAGCAGGGCUUCUCAGCACCUUGAGCACUGAAGAGAAAGUGCAGAGGUAUCUUGUUGGGGAAAACUUCCAUACGGACUGCCUGACGAUGACAAUCAAGUUUCUGAAUCAUCCGGCCGUCCAAGCAGCAUCAUUUGAACUGUUCAGUCGCCUAGCCGCACUCGUGUUCGAGGACACCUCGUACUGUGAAGAAUGGCAGUGGCUGAAGCAGGUGUUCCAGGCUUUAUCACAACACAGGGAGGACCCUGACGUACAGACGGCGGCUCUAGAUGUCCUGUGCAAGCUUCUUGAAUUCAAGCCACAUCUGCAGUGCCAAAUCGGGGACGCAUCAGAGGAUAAACAGGAACCUAUUCACACUCUGUGCCUUGGUGCCAUUCUCAUUCACGGAAAUAAGCAAACUGGUGUCUUUACUGCAGCUUGUUCUGCCAUCUAUUGGAUAGCUGCUGCAAACGAGCGUCUCCAGGGUCUCCUGAUGGAGAAGAAUACCCACCUAGGUAUCUACGAGUGCAUGCCGCACCAUAUGAACAACCCUCGGGCCCUGGAGGCAGCAUGCAAAGCUAUCCGCGGAUUCUGUAUAUUCAACCCCGAGACCAAAUCCGCUGUCUUCUCUGAUGACCGCUCAUUCAACCUUCUCGUGCAGGCAUUGACUGCUUUCUAUCAGAAGCAUCUUGACCUCCAGAUCGAAGCUAUCAGUGUCCUAGCCUGCCUUGCUGAUCUAGAAAUAGCUCGUCAUCUCUGUAUUGUUGCCAGGGUCCACCGUAAGAUUCUCAAGUCGAUGCUUCUCCAUGUUGACUCAGAGAUUUUGCAGGAAUGCGCACUUGAAGCACUAGCAAUUUUGGCAGCUGCAGAGGGAGCAGUUCAGCUGCUGAAUGAAGCCAGCACGAUGCACCAGACUCUGGAGACGAUGAAGAACUAUCCAAACAGCUACGGGAUCCAGAAGAAGGGCCUGGUCAUGAUGCAGUUGCUCAUCUCUGACCUGGAACCGGAGAAUCCAUCGUUCUACCGAGUGAUGGCCAACGUCAUCAAGCACGCAUUGAAUGCUCAUAAUGAUGAGAAUGGUGUUGGUGUGCAGAUUGAGGGUUGUGUUGCCAUGCAGCUGCUGGCUGAGAAAAGUGAUGAGGCUACUCAUGCACUCAUAGACACUCAGACCCACCAAUGUCUUUACAACAUAUUUGAGAGGUUCAACGACUUGCCAAGACGGAGCUUGUUUUUCAAUAGAGAGGCUUUCAUGUGUACUUGCACCGGCUGCUCAGGCCAAUGUUUCUACAUCCCACAACCUCCUAAUAACAGUGUGUACACAGGCCUUUAUGAUCUUGCCACGGAAUGUUUACAUGUGCUUGGCUGGGUGAGACAUCAGACUGAUCGUCUGCUCUUAUCCGCAUGCCAGAAAGGAUUGCUCAAGGUUGUUGCUUGCCUGGUUGAACUUGGUGCUGAUAUCAAUGUAGGAAGUGGUUAUAAUACUCCGCUUGGCUAUGCUUGCCAACAAGAAAAUGAGGAAUUAGUGCAAUACUUGCUUGAACAGGGUACUGUUAACGAUGUGGAAACGCCGCUGAAAUGGAGUUUGAGAAAUCAUACGGAUAACAUCACUGGGAUGCUGCUCCGGCAUAUGGGUUUCGAUAAGGAAGCUGGGAUUGUAUCAUGGAGUGGCCGUGACCUCGGGAAUAUCAGCCCAAAAUGGCUGUAUCCAACAUUACUCGGUUGGAGGUCUUCUGACAAGAAAAUGGAGAUUUCCCAUGGUCUUGUUGUCAAAGUGAAAAAGUCACAGAAGAAGCGUGAGCGACGCUUGUCGCAGGAGAAUGUUGAAGAGGAGCAGAAACUGGGGACGAGGAUGAAGCUCCGCUACCGGCCUGUGAAAGAGGGGGCGAAAAUCCAUCUGAAAGGUUUGGUUAUUCCACAACCACCGCCAAAUGCAUCUGUACCACUAGAGUCAAUCACCAGUGAGUCCCCACCGGCAAGCGCUGCUCUUCCCAAUCGCAAUUUAAAGCAUCGCCGAGGCUCCCUGUUUUCAUUUACCAAGAAAAGGUUCUCCAAAGAUGUUGGCGUCUCCUCUAAAUUUGAUGGCCUGAAUGUGGAGACGAUGGAGCCUGGUGGUAGAUUGAUGAAGAAACGCUUCUCGGACACUGCACUUUUUCAGAUGCAACGUGAUGAAGAUGAGUCUUGCUCAUAUGUGUACAUCCAGUGGCCAGAGGAGGUGCAAGAGUGGAGGCGGGAGAGCAUCACAGGGUGUAACGUGCCAUUUAGCCCAAAUGAUCCCAGGCAGAUUGCUCGAGACUCCAGACCUCAGUCUUCCAAGCUUCCACCAUCCACAGAAUGGAGUCGGAAGGCACAACAACAUCCUGUAUUCCGGAUUCGCGAUAAACGUAGUUCUGUGCCAGUUGUUGCAGUUGAAGUUGUUGAGACGGAGAGUGCGUCUGAUUCAGAAAGUAGUAAGAAUGCACCGGCCAAAGUUGAACAAAAAGAAGGGGAUGAGGACACAGCAGCUGCGGAGACGGACCUGGACACAUCACGGGAUGAGGAUGAAAUUCAUCAGUCAAUGUCUGAUGGACUUCGGGACAGGAGGAUGAGGCUGCAGCGAUCCAGGACUGACACAAUCGACUAUAUACCUGAGAAGACAACAGAGGUGAAAGUGUUGGAUCUGUCGUCCAAUAAUAUCACUGAUCUGUCUAUCCUGGUGAAGGAUUGUGGGAAUGAGUUCUACGUGAUGUUUAAAUACAUCGAGAAAUUAGACUUCAGCCACAAUAAAAUUCAGGAGUUUCCGGAACAGCUAUUCAAGUGUCUUCCACUACUUCAAGAUCUCGACUUGAAAAUGAACAACCUUCAGACAUUCCCCAUACAAACCUUGGCUUGUCGGAAGAUUCACAGUAUUGAUAUUUCUGGUAAUGAGAUUGUUGAUUUGAGCCCUGGCACCAUCAUGACCGUAUCACAGAGUAUGAGAGAGAUCAAGUUGUCCCACAACAGACUACACACAUAUCCUAUGUGGAUCAGUGAACACAUGCCAAACAUAACCAGGCUCGAACUUGGAGGGAAUAAGAUCGAGUCACUGCCAUCGGAGGUGCUGAAGUUAAAACAACUUGAGACACUCAGCCUGUCUCAUAACUACAUCAAGAGCAUACCGGAGUGUUUUCUUAAAGAAUGCUCACAACUAGAGACACUGCUACUCACUAAUAAUGAAAUAGCGAGUUUACCAAGUGAGAAACUGGCUGCUGAACACCUGCAACGGCUUCAUACAUUGAAGCUGUCCGCCAACAACCUUCGUACCAAAGAACCAUUCUACAUUCCAAAAUUCAUCCUUGCUCUUCCAUCCCUCAAGGUGUUAGAUCUAAGCAAUAAUGAUCUGAAUGGUCUGCCAGAGCCGACCAAUUGGAGUACUAAUGUCUUACGAGAACUAGUCAUCAAUAAUAACAACAUCAGUGUGCUCGACCUUGGACCCAAGGACAACAAGAAGUGGCUCCCGUUAGAACGACUCAAUAUCAGUAAAAAUAAACUGAAAGAGAUCCCCAAAUCAAUAGAGGGCCUACUGAAUCUGACCUCACUGGAUUUUAGUUACAAUGACCAGAUAUCCACGCUACCGGAUGAGUUAGGGAAGUUGUCCAAGGUUUGGGAAAUGCCCUUGAAGGGAUUAAAUCUUGACCUUGAUGAGGGAGUUCAAAGGGGCGAAGUGAAGCAUCUGAUUGGUUAUCUCCAUGAGAGGCUAAAGAAGGCAGAGGAGUACUUCCGCAUCAAAGUGAUGAUCGUAGGGUUUGGAGGACGAGGGAAAACCACGCUAUUGCGAUCACUCAUGAAGAACAAGCAGCCGGAGAGAAGUAUUGCCACGGUUGGAAUACUCGUCAAAGACUGGGUGAUGAAAACAGAGAGGAAGGGGCGAACUGUGCAGUAUAAAUUGAGUACGUGGGACUUUGCCGGGCAGGAAGAGUUCUAUAGCACACACCAGUGCUUCCUCUCCAACAGAUCGCUCUUCUUGGUUGUUUGCAACAUCACCAACGGCCCCAGCGAGCUUGACACCCUGAAACCAUGGCUGCUGAAUAUCAAGGCGAGAGCUCCUGGCUGCCCUGUCAUCAUCGUGGGCACUCAUAAGGACCUGUUGCCGGAAGAUGAGCGCGAUGAGAGGAUCAGUGAAAUGACGGACCUGAUACGGGAUCUUUGCAGCAAGCCUGGGUUUCCAAAAGUCAGUGAUUUCAAGUGUGUGAAUGGAAAGAGAGAUAACCGAGAAAUUGAAAAGCUAAGAACGACAAUUAAAUCAGUCAUCGAAGAGUUCAAGGUAAAAGGCCAGCCGGUCAUGGGACAGAAGGUACCCGCUAGUUACAUUAAAUUGGAAAGCAUCAUUGAGCAGGCACGAGGGAACCAAAAGGGUCGGUUCCCUGUCAUUGGGCGCCCUGAGUUAGAACGGAUGUCAUCAGAAUUGCAGCUUGACUCAGACGAGCUCCAGCAGGCAGUGCGAUUUCUCCACGAGUCCGGUGUCCUACUUCACUACGAUGAUGCAUCCCUCCAGCUUAGGAACCUCUAUUUCAUCGACCCUGAAUGGCUGUGUCGAAUGUUUGCUCAGGUGGUGACCGUCAGGGAAAUAAACCCCUUCAUUACUGACGGUCUGAUGAAGAAGAAUGACAUGUACCAGUUGUUCAAGGGACGACGAGUUGGUGAAGACGUCAGCUUCACGUUCCCUACCCAGUUAAUACCACAGUACCUACGCUUGUUGGAAAAGUUUGAAAUUGCCCUGCCAAUCAAUCAAGAGGAAUUGUUGAUACCCUGUCGUCUCCCACAAGAACGACCGGCGUUUGUCUUACCUAAAGGCUAUGGUAAAGAAAUCCCAGUGACUCAUCGGUACUACGAGAUGCAAUCCUGUAUUCCUAUUGGAUUCUGGUCGCGGCUUCUGACCCGCCUCCUGACCUUCACCGAUGAUAUGAUCCUCGAGAUGUCUGGUGAUUAUUCCAAUGUGUUUAGGACUUACUGGAGAGAAGGCAUUUUUGUUCACUGGUCAGAGCAAUCUUACUUCUUGAUAGAAACCCACCAUGAGCCCCUGGAGGUGAUAGAAGUCAGUGUGCCGGCAACUGGCUGUGGUGGAAGAAUCUUGGGCCACAUUGUUGACCACUUAGAUGCCCUGGUGGAGGAGUGGUACCCGGGCCUCACCGAGAAGGACCCCAUGGGGGAUGAGGCCAUGCAGAUUCGCAUCCCCUGCCCCUUAUGUCAUGAGGACCCCCACAUUUACUCGCUCGAUGAGCUGAUUGACCAAGCGAAGUUGAGUGAGAGUAUCUCCUGCCCUAACCAUGAUACUGAAGUAUCGCUCCAUCUAUUGGCGCCAGAUGUCAUGCUGACAGACCUGGAACCAAGGUUUCAUAUUGACCACUCCAAGUUCAAGUUCAUGCAGAGCCGCGAGUUCCUCCUUGGUGAUGGCAGCUUCGGUGCGGUGUAUCGCGCAGAGUAUAAACAUCAGUCUGUGGCGGUGAAAGUCUACAACUGUGUCGGUGACCUCAGUCCUCACAAGUUCAUGAGACAGGAGGUGACUAUCCUGCGACGACUGCAGCAUCCGAGCCUGAUUCAGAUGCUGGGAGCAGAGAUCAAACCAAUGGUGUUAGUGCUCGAGCUGGCUCCACUCGGUUCCCUGGGAGUCCUACUAAAGCAGGGCACGGCACCGAGCAGAGGACUUCAGCACCGAAUAGCUACACAGGUGGCAGAAGGCUUGUUGUAUCUACACCGCUACCGAAUCAUCUACCGAGACAUGAAGCCUGACAAUGUCCUCAUUUUCAACUUAUCUCUUGGUGUCCUUAUCAACGCCAAAAUAGCCGACUAUGGCAUCUCGAGAUUUGCCGCUCCGUAUGGCUUCUCAUCCAAAGAGGGCACUCCAGGCUUCCGUGCCCCCGAGGUAGCUCGAGGUGAAACGUACGAAUUCCAAGCUGACGUCUACUCAUUUGGCAUCACCCUGUACACGCUGGUUACUGGCGGGCACCACCCAUUCCAUGAUCUCACAUUCAGGAAUCAACUCGAUGAGGCAGUUACUCGGCCAGUUCAAGUUGACCCGAUAACAAACAAGAACUGCCCCCCAUGGCCAGACAUGGAAGACAUCAUAGACCACUGCCUGGUACAAGUGCCAGAACAAAGACUCAAUUCCCAGCAGUUGUUCGAUUCCAUAAAUUGUCCAGAAACGCUCAGUCUACAGCGGGUUUUGCCAGUGUCCGAGGGACAGUCUAUAGAGUGCAUUACAAUCAGGAGCCAUGGAAGGAAUGAAGCUGAAGCAUGGAUAGGUAGUGGAGAAUCCAAUGGUGCGCAGUUAUCUUGGUUCAGUCUCUCUAGUAGCAAUUCAAAAGUUGGGGGAAAUCAUAUAAAACACACUCGUAUCCUCUGCAUGACAGCCGUGUCCAAUUCAACGAUACUUGUCGGUACCCAAUCGGGGACGAUCCUCGUCUACGACACAUGGACACACUUACAUCGACACACCAUGACUCAGCACAGCAGCUCCGUCCUCUGCUUGCUACAUUACUCUGGGGCUGAGAGUGGUGUGGAUAUUGUGCUGGCUGGUCUCUCAAAUGGUAUGCUCACUAUCUAUGACACAAGCAUGCUGCAAAUGAAUCCUAACUGUGAUUGUGAGGUGCUGCGGCUUGGUGCUGACACAGAUCCAAUCAAAUGCAUGGCAGUCCGCCACGGAAAGUUGUAUGUUUCCUGUGGGAAUACUAUCUUUGUGCUCAAUAUGGAAUCACUGCCCCUGGUAGUGGAGUACAGCUGGUUUACAGAGGAGGACAGCAUUUCCUAUUCAACAGCCAUCUCGAAUAUGGUGAUAGGCAAAGAUCUCUACAUAUCCAAGAGGAAUGCAUCGAUUAUUGAAAUGUGGAACAUAGACAGGAAGAAACUCAAUGGAAAGAUAGAUGUCACUGAAGCAGUCAUGGAUCUUAUCAAAAAAGAAGAGGAACGUGAGAAAGAGAAAAGGAAAUCUUUCUAUAAUUGGACCCAGUCGGAUGCCGAUCUCACAGAGGAACGUCGAAUCAAUGCUUGCAAAAUCACCUCACUGAUGCUCCAGAAUCGCAACACGCUCUGGGUAGGAACGCGAGGCGGCUUCAUUGUCCUUGUGGAUCCUAUCUCCUCUAGCAUUUUACACGUAACCCACCGCCAUGAACGAGCUGUGCGUGCCAUAGUUUGUGUUAAACCUACGAGCAGCAGACGGCCGAAGAAAAAGUCUUCACCUAUCGAUGAACCCGUUAGCCAGACGUACCUAGCCACAGACUCGCCAGAAUCACGAUACCAGGAUUCACUGUCUCUUGUGCUGACUGGUGGCGGGGGAUACAGGAACAAGUGCAGCAUGAAACAGAAGAGGAGUGACGACUAUGGCUUCAUAACCGUGUGGGAUACAAACCUCAAACACAAUCUCAAGGCCAUUAAGGAACUCACAGAGAAGAGGAAGGAACUUGUCAACAAAUACUCGCUAUGAAGCUAUACUUUUGCGAAGGAUUGUGCCCUACAUAUUAUGUCAGUUUUUAAACAGAAUUGUUUUGAGAUUUUAUUUAUUCCUGACCCUCUUGGGUCAUGUGAUCAGAUCACAAAGUGCAAUAUAAAUGUUGGACUAGUCACUUUUAUUAAGGGAGUGGCAAUCUGGCUUUGAACACCUAGUGGUCACAGCCAGUAGCUAAUUAUUUCCAUGCAUUAUCUUGUCACUUGUUAGGUAUGGAUGUUUACCACAGCAAUCAAUAGGGUUUUAUCUCCCUGGAGAAUCAAUUCUCCCAAAUUACGGAGCAUCUUAUCAGACCUUCCAGUUUGCCGAGCUUGCCUGUCCUGGGAAAGGAAAGUUUAUUUAAUAAAGUUAGAAAAACUACAUUGUUGGGUCUUUCAAUGAAAUAUUGUUGUGUUUAUCUGGUGAAAAGGUUCUUCAAACAUGAUUUGCAUCAAAAAAAGAGAAAAAUGCACUGCUGGUUCGUCCUAUGGAAAGCAAACAAAUUGUAAAAUAUGCAUGGAUGGAUUUUGUGUGUCGAGCACAGAGUAACCUGCUGAUUAAUUUACCUAGAAAUUUAGUGCAUGUGAUGACAUAUUGUCCAUUUAACCAGAUGGACACAGUUUAUUUUAUAAAAUUUACCAACGAUCGCACAUUUUGGAUGUUUUUCUUACGAGGCAGCCAUUCUCCCAGGCCUCGAGGAGCACUAUCCUGGGCAGUCUGCUCAGUAAGUUGGAACGCCUGAUAAGAUCCUCGGCAAUCUGGGGAAUUCAUUCUCCACAGUGUCCCUGGAGAAUCAAUUCCCCUGAUUGCUGAGAAUCAGGCAGGUCCUCCAGCUUGCCGAGCUAAUCUAUCAUACCUGGGAAAGGAAAAGGUUAUUCAGUAAAGUUGUAAAACUGUGUAGUUAUGGAAUCUUCCAAAGUAAUUUUGUUGUGUUCAUCUGGGAAUAAGGUUCUUCAAGCAUGACUGGUAUCACAGACUCACGUUUUCGGACUCGCCAAGAAAAAAAUCACAGCCCAGUUCAAAUAUGGUUAUGCUAAUUACAGUAGAACCUCUCUUAGUGGACACCUCUCUAUUAAGGAAACUAGUUUUGGUCCCAAAUUGGUUGUUUCCAUUCAAUUUGACCUCUCUAUUAAGGACAGCACAUGUCCUAAGGGUGUCCUUAAUAGAGAGGUUCUACUGUAGUUGUAAUAGGUCAUAAGUACCAUUCAGUUGGGAUAGAUGGCAGAGUGAUAUGUGAUGAUAUAGCACGUAGGCCUAUUCACGACACAGCAAUUCUGUUGGUGAGCCAUCUGUUGGUGUUUUGAUGAACUGAAGGUCAAACCGCACUGUUUUAACAUUUAAAGCAUUUAUUACUACAUGUUGGCCAAUUUAUAAAAAGACAGAUAUAGAAACUCCUUAUGUUUAUGGCACUAAGCCCACUCAAGUUCUCAAUUAGAGAAUAUAAAUAGGGUCCUGUUUGUAUUUAGCUGACCAGUUUUAAUCUAAAGUCAAGCUGAUGAUUAAUCUUGUCACAUCUUCAAAUAUUCAUAAUGUAGGCCUAUUAUGAAGAUGAUGUCAUAUUGGAAAUGUGAAUUAUUGUAGCCAAAUAAGAUUUAAUAUAUA
Lineus longissimus is the source of this 10304-nucleotide messenger RNA. Its product is annotated as leucine-rich repeat serine/threonine-protein kinase 2-like. The record is from RefSeq and is a predicted model, not a curated record. Gene Ontology annotation, biological process: protein phosphorylation. The coding region runs from base 336 to 8702 and encodes 2788 amino acids. Gene Ontology annotation, molecular function: protein kinase activity; GTP binding; GTPase activity. NCBI's taxonomy places the organism in Eukaryota, Metazoa, Nemertea, Pilidiophora, Heteronemertea, Lineidae. The transcript is spliced from 65 exons.